Rhinichthys klamathensis goyatoka is the source of this 1218-nucleotide messenger RNA. RefSeq names its product CD209 antigen-like protein E. The transcript is spliced from 5 exons. The coding region runs from base 52 to 828 and encodes 258 amino acids. NCBI's taxonomy places the organism in Eukaryota, Metazoa, Chordata, Actinopteri, Cypriniformes, Leuciscidae. The record is from RefSeq and is a predicted model, not a curated record.
UUUCCACUUGAAGAAACAACUAAUAAUAAUUUCUUAACACCAGCAGAUUGAAUGUCUUAUUACGACAAUAUGAAAAUUCCCAGGAACCAUGUGAUGGACAGAGAAGAUGAAGAAGAGAUGAAUAUCUAUGCUAAUACUGAUCCUAUAAAUAGUUUUAAUGUCGGGGGAGAAACAGAGAACUCGGACACCAAAAGACACCAAACGGCUCAACACACAGGAAGUGUUUGUGUGAAGAUCAGAAGCUCCAGAACAGUGUGUUUGGUUCUGCUGUGUGUUCUUCUGCUGACUGCAGUCAUAGUGCUGUGUGUCCACAUCCACACAAAGAGCAAAAACUACACAGAAGAGAGAGAUGGGCUAAUAAUAAAGAACAAAUACCUGACCAAUGAGAGAGACCAGCUAAGAAAUCAUCUUCAGAGUCAUGAUGGAUGGACUUACUACAAAUCCAGUUUGUACUACAUGCCGAGUGAGACGAAGAGCUGGACUGAGAGCAGAAGAUACUGUAGAGAGAGAGGAGCAGAUCUGAUCAUCAUAAACAAUACAGAGAAACAAGAUUUUGUGAAGAACACGUAUGGUUCUGGUAUAGUCUGGAUUGGUCUGACGGACAGUGAUGCGGAGGGCAGAUGGAAAUGGGUUGAUAACAGCACACUGACCUCUGGGUUCUGGGCGACUGAUGAGCCUAAUGGACAUACAGUAGAGAACUGUGCUGUGAAUGUGGAUCAUAACCAAAGGUGGCCAACUUUAUCCGGCUGGCUUGAUAUGGCAUGUAAUUCAGCUUAUAAAGGGAUCUGUGAGAAGAGAACAUCACACAUCGAUUUGGUGCAAGUUUAACAGAACAAAACUUCUGUAAUAAUUGAUUUAUUAUCUAAAGCAGUGUUUCUCAACCUUGUUCCUGGAGGACGCUCUCAACUGCACAUUUUGAAUGUUUCCUUUGUCAGACACCCAUUUCAUGUCCUAGAGUUUCUUAUAAAGAGCUGAUGAGUUGAAUCAGAUGUCUUUAAUUAGGGACACAUAUAUAAUGUGCAAAAUUGAACUCCAGAAAUGACUUGCAAAGUGAACUUCACAGAGUAUUCUGCCAUAUCAAGUGAAAUUCCUGUCCAAAGGAAGUGGACAUCUUCAGUUGUUAUUAUCUGUACAUUACUCAGUUCUACAUCACCAGUCAUUGCGCAUCAGUCCAGUACGAAGAAAGAAGAUUCAAUAAAACAAAGGCGUUAAAAAGGA